UCGAGCAAAAACGAUGAGCUGAUGUUUAAGAGAUUGAAAAUUGAAAAUCAAUUACAUGGAAGAUAAAAGCAACGAAAUCAUAAUUUUAGCAUUUCUGUAUGGUGUAGACUUAGUAUUUUAUUAACGAUUGUUGAUCUAUUCGUAUGCGUUGCAUUUCUCGUAUUAACUUCUCAAAGAGGAAGUUACGUUUAACUUAAUUGAUUAUUUGGAUAAAAUUCCAACGUCCUGUGGUCUUCACUGCACGGCACGCUGUCUAAUAUUAAUGUUAUACACGAUUCAUAUUGGACUUACACAUUAAAACUGGACGCCUACCUGUUUAGAUUUAAAAGGCGAAGAUGUCACGAUUUAAGGUGAAUACUUUUGUUACAUGUUUUGUUGCAUUGUGUGUAUGUACACUGAAAGCUGAAGCUGGAGGUGAGGAAACUUGUGGAACUCAAUUGAAGGAGUACAAAGGACAAUCAAGGAUUGCCCCAUCUAUACCAAAGAGUCAUUUGACAUUACUUCUUUUGCUUGGGUUUGGCGGAUUUUCUCUUCUUAUUGCCCGUGGUUACAAGUCACUCCGCAAGUACGUGUUUAAAGACGAUCAACAUCUUGAUACGGUAUUUGAUGCUGGUGGUCGUGUUACCUUUAGUUUGACAGCAGUAACUGUGACGUCACAAAUGUUAUGGCCGGCCGACUUUCUUCAAAGUUCAACACUUACAAGCAAAUCUGGUCUAGGUGGAAGCCUGUGGAUGGCUAUUGGAGUUGUUGUUGACAUUUUGUUGUUUCCCACUCUCUCUAUUUACUUGAAGACACGAGCACCGGGAGCUAAAACAUUCCCCCAGAUAGCGUAUGCUAGGUUUGGUAAACCAGCACAUAUUCUGUUUUGUGGUGUGGGUCUCCUGUCCAAUCUAAUUGUGACAACCAGCAUGAUACUGGCGGGAAAAUCUACGUUACAGGUGCUCGGUAAAGAUACAAACAACGAGUUUAUUGUGCUUAUUUUAGCGGUUAUGUUUGGUUCGUACUGUAUGAUUGGAGGCCUUGGUACGACGUUCUAUAUCUCAUAUUUUAACACUGCACUGACAUUUAUAACUGUCAGUGUCUUCAUUUUAUAUACUAGUUAUUCCCCUGCUGAAGAUAUCAAAGAUAUUUCAUCAGUAGAAGCUCUAUACAAUGCAGCAUCAUGUUUGAAAGCUCCUGAUGACAACUUUAACAACUCUUAUUUGACUUUCCGGUCGGCACCAGGAAUUAUAUAUGGAGUUGUCCUUAUGUUUAUGGCAACAUCGACUAGUUUUUGUGACCAGGCGAAUUGGCAAAGCAGAAUAGCGGCUAAACCAUCUCAAGGUGUUUUGGGAUUUUUCCUAGCAGCAUACAUUUGGUUUGUUAUACCGACAGCUCUCUCCUUUACAGCAACAAUGACAUAUUUUUCCCUCAGCGCUAAAAAUGGCACGCAUAUCCUUACAUUGGCGGAAAUUGACAACGGUUACAUAACUCCAUAUGUGAUGAAUGAUCUGCUGGGACAAACAGGCGGUUACUUGUUGUUAACCAUGUUGACGAUGUCACUAAUGUCGACAGGUUCAGGAGAAGUUAUGGCUGUGUCAUCUAUUAUUGUAUAUGAUAUCUACAAGACAUACAUUAAACCCUUCAGGAAAAAUAUUACACCGACAAGUUGUUUAUUGUGCGGAAAGGAAAAGUUGAAGGAAAUGUGUGCUGAAGGAAACGAUCUGUGCCAGUGUCCAUCUUCUAUUGGUUGUAAAGCAUGUGAAUUGGAUAUUGAAAACCGAGCGAGAGACGGUAUUGACAAUGUUGUUUAUACUUGUUCCACUCAUGGUAAAUACAGGCAGUAUGAAGAUGGACUUAUUCGAUAUAAGAGCUGGUGUAUGAUAUGGGUUGUAAUAGGUAUAGUACCAUAUGGUUUGCUCGUGUCGGAAACCGGAAUGAACGUAAACUGGGCAACACUAAGCACCCAGAUUCUAACGAGUCCCUUCAUAUGGCCACUGUUUUUGACAAUUACUUGGUCAAAGGCAACAUCGCAAGGUGUCAUAGCAGGCGGUAUUAUUGGAACAAUGUGUUCUAUUGCCGGUAUCCUGGCGAUGGGAUCAACAUAUGAAGGCGGACUCAGUAAUUUUUACGUUAACACUGCAGAAUCUUACAGUCUUUUAGUUGCUAUAUUAAGCGGUUUCGUUGUGAGCUGUUUAGUUUGUGUCGGUGUCUCUCUCUUUACACAUAAAAUAAGCUGUGACGCUGAUGCGGACAGGGAAUGGGCCAAAACUAUCAACAUAGAUAAUCCACUGAAGCCAUUCUGUCAAGUAUACGAGAAAGAGUUAAAAGCGGUGAAUGCAGGAACUUAUAUUACAGCCAGCACUAUGGACAUUGUGUUCAAAAAAGCGAAAUUAUAUGCUGCAGUUGGUGGUGUUGUCAGUUUGGUGAUAUUUGUGAUUAUAAUUCCAGCGAUUGCUUUAAGUUACGAGGUUCUGAAUUUUGACCAGUUCUCAUCAUGGUUAAAAACGUUUCAGAUUUACUGUUUUAUUUGUACAGUGAUAGUUGUUGUGUUGCCGCCAGUAGAAGAAUGCUUACAAAUAUGGCGGAAAUAUAAGAGAAAUGUGGUAAGCGUUGACAAAGAAAUGGGAAACUGUGUUCAAAAUGAUAUGACUCAAACUGUUUCAGAAAGAUUAUAAAAUCCUUGCCAAUUAUCGCCCUACUAUUUUCUUCAAACGAACUUAACUCUUUACCUUAAAAGUCUAUACUUAUUUAACAAUAGUCCCAGUACAGAAUUUUAGGGUAAGCCGAUGCCGACUGACGGAAGCAAUAAACGCUUCUUUAACAUUAGGAUCGACUUAACAUAAUUGCUUUAGCAAGAGCCAGGAUAUGUUUAUCAUUCUGCUUAUUUCCUAGAAGUUACUUAUUGGCCAAAUGCAUAUACCUGAAACAGCCUUAGCUUCUUUUGCGUUCAAGCAAUUAUCACAGUUACUUUGUGUUUGGAAUUGUUUACAUUUUGUUAGUUUUAUCACAAAAUCAAUCACAUUCAUUGCUUUAUUCUUAAAGUGAUAAGAAUUUCAAAGUUUCUUUAUCAAUUAUGGCAAUAUUCUAAAACCCAUAUUUGCCCUUCCUAAAGAAAAAGAAAACAAUAUGCGUUCCUGUGGCAUAAUGUGCUUAAUAUUUUAGCAAAAUCUAGGGUUAUAUAUUCAAUGUAUUUCAAGCACAAUAACCUUAAAUAGAAAACCUUCAAUUUCAAUUUUUUACAAAAUGCACAAGUCCCACAUUAGCGGGAAACAUCAGCAGUACACAUACAGAAACAUAUACAAAUACAUAAUGAAAAAUGGCAAUAUUGAAUUCUAAUGAUAAUAGUAAUAUAUAUUACAAUUUGAUGAGAAGAAAUAUAUAUUAAGUUAACAUAAUUAGUAUGACUAAUAGAUCAAAUAGAAUGCUUACACCUUUCAUAAUAACCCGAACAAAGCGAAACGAAAGCAUAUCGAAAAAAAUCGAAAGAUUUCCAGGUUAUAUACAGGCUCUAACAAAUUAACAUUCAUUUCAGUAACAAUUGUUUAUAAUAAAACAAAAAGUUUCAUAUUCGAAUCUUAGGUCUGCAUGUAUGAGAACAAAAAUGUGCGCAACAAACUUAUAGCAUAAAGAUAGUAAUUUAAUACUUAUUGUACAUAUAGCCGAGGAUACACAUUAUUUCAAAUGUCGAAACAGAAGUGUUGUAAAUAUUUCAUAUUUCAACAAAGGUGAUUAUUACAUGUUGCAUAUUUUUAACAUUUUCAUGAAAGAGAGAGGCUUAAAUUAUGUACAUGUAACAAAGACACACAUUUUCUUUUAAAUAAUUCAAAUGCCAAAAACAAGUAUAUAAAUAUGCUUUACUCAAUUUAUAAUGAUUUGUUUAUUUAACUCUUUCGUGAAACACAAGAAAAGAAAAAUAAUGCAAUAUACUAGCAGCAUAAAGAGCAUUUGUGCCAGUAAAGUCAUUUCAGAAGCCUUUCGUUUUCAAAUAUCGGACAUUUAAAAAUAUAAUGAACUUCAUCUCCUAUAUCUCUACAAAGAGUGCAUUUACGAUCGUUUACGGGUAUGUUUUGCCACGUCCCAUUGGAAGGCGAUAGUUUCUUGUUAAAAACAUAAAAAUCCAAUCAAAAUACAGAGGUAACUUGUCUAUGUACGCGCUUCUACAAAAGUUAUCUUUUAUAUAUUUAUACAAAUUCGAGUCUGAUGUAUUGGUAAUUUCAGCUCUUCGACUUUGAAUAUAGAUAUCUAUUAACUUUUGAUAGUUUGCUUUAAUAAGCUAUUUACUACAGUAACUGCUUAAACAUUGAGCAUACCAUAUUCCAGAAAAACCUGUCUUUCAUGGUGACUUAUUUGUUGUGAGUCUUUUAACAGCAUCUAGAAUUUCUUAGUCUGUUAUAGGGUCAUUUAUUUCCUCGUGUAUUGUAGCAUCAUCGCCUGUAUAAUUUUCAUUUCUAUAACCAUUAUCAUCAGCAGCUGUAUUUACAUUUAGACGUUUGAAAUACUCAAAAAAUUAAUCAAGGGAAGCAAUACUGUCCUCCUUAACAUUUGUUUUAUUAAUAAACUUAAUAAAAAUAUUGCUUAGGGUCAGUAUGUUUUAAUUUACCUAGCUUGUUGAUUGUUUUAUUAUUAAAAUUAUUUUUCGCCUUUCGUAAAACACCUUUAUACUGUUUACUUACGGAUUUUAAUAGUUCUUUGAAAUACAGCGUUUUAAAUUUGUUGUAAGCUUUUCUAGUUUUGUGAUAAGUAUCUCUCAUCAUAUUACAUGACCUAUCAAACCAUUGUAAUGUAUUCUUUCCUUUUGAUUUGUCUGAUUUUUGUGUAAGAAAUUUCUGAACUUUCUUGAAAUAAAGUUGAAAUAUAAAUACAAUAUCAUGCACGGCAGGUCAUUUUGUAAAACAAUAUCAUUCUCGUUUAAUUGGUCAAGUCUCAUUUCAAUUUCAGAAAUCUUAAAAAUAUCAAGGUUUUCAGCAAACAAUUCAGCAUAUUUUUGCAAUCCCAUAAUAUUGGUUUUGGUGUCAAUCGUUUACAUUGUACCGUUGUAUUAACAAUAUGACAUGAUUUAACUUUAAUUACAGCCUGCAGAGCACAAUGCACAUCAGAAAGUAGGCUGCAAAAUUCAUGAAUUUUAAAAUCUAGAAAGAAAGUGAUCCCUCGGAAGCAUUAAUCACAACAAUAUUACAUAAGAAUUGAAGACUCGGUUUGAUUGAGUCUGUACAUAAAGUCUACAACAUUUUCAAAAACAUAAAAUGAUGACUAAAAAUAAUCUUCAGUACUUGUGUUCUUACAGGUUAAUUAAGCAACACAAUAAUCUUCUCCAAUUCUUCCGUUCCAAAGGAACAUAUUGUUAUUUUUACACAGGUCAAUCAAUUGGUUACCGUAAUGAUUAACAACAGUACCCGUAUUCUUUUUAUUUACAUGAAUGUUAUACAAGCUGAUAUUUUUCAUAACUUCACAAUCUUUGUUUUGUAUACUUUGUUAAUCAUUCAUAUCUGAUAUAAAUGGAUCAAUAUUUAAAUAAUCAAUCAGGUUACCAUAACUUGCAUUAACAUCCCCAAAUAACAUGCAAUGUUUGUUUUUUGAAAAAUAUCUGAAUAUUUCAUUUUGGAUCUCAAAAAUGGGUCUUUAUGAGCAAAUAUUGAGCCAAUUGAGGGUACAUAAAUGACACCACAUUUCAAAUCAUUGUCAUAUAAGCUAUCAUUCGAUCCGUAUGUGUCUUUUUACAUAGAAAAAAAAUACGAGAUUACUUUCAGUUUUAGAGUCAACUUUUACAUAUGAGGCUAUUUUAUGUUUGAUCAGCAAUGCAAUACGAAACAUACAUCUUGUAGAUAGAUGUUUCAAAUACAGUCCAACAUGUCAACGUAGGCAAAAAUAAAUAGCAGCUUAAGUUUCUAUAUUGUUUUCAUACAACUGAUAUAUUGCGAACUGUAAACGGUUUGAUCGUAUUAAAAUAUAUCUCAGAUACCUAAUCAUGCAAUAACUUUUUUUACAAUUGACUAUUAAUGAAGAAGAAACCUAUAUAUAUUGCUCUUUAAGGAUUAACAAAUUAACAAAAAGGUAACUGAUAUAUUUAUGUAGAUUACCGCAGUAUAAAAAUGUAUAAUUAUCAUCAUUGUUCAAAUAGUUUUUUCUCUUCAGCUUUAUGGCCUCAAACACAUUAUGCUGAGAAACACCCUCAAUGUCGGUCCAGGCCAUGAUAUUUCCAAAUAAAAGCUUGUUGCUAUACUAUAAAUAGUAUCUGGAAAAAAGUGAUCCCUAAAAACAUUAAAACAAAAAAAUUAUAUGAAAAUUGCAGGUUUUAUCACUAUAACCCAAUAACAAUUACUUAUAGGCCUAUUGAUUUGGUGUGUUUGUGAUGUAUAUAAUAAAUAUGUAACCAGAUUACAUUAAACUAGACUAUUAAAAUGUAUUUGUAUGUUCACAAAUGUUACGUAAAUAAAAAUAUGUAUUUUUCUUA
Messenger RNA from Ruditapes philippinarum (Manila clam), 6433 nucleotides. RefSeq lists its product as uncharacterized. NCBI's taxonomy places the organism in Eukaryota, Metazoa, Mollusca, Bivalvia, Venerida, Veneridae. The coding region runs from base 336 to 2657 and encodes 773 amino acids. Gene Ontology annotation, cellular component: plasma membrane. The transcript is spliced from 9 exons. Gene Ontology annotation, molecular function: urea transmembrane transporter activity. Gene Ontology annotation, biological process: urea transmembrane transport. The record is from RefSeq and is a predicted model, not a curated record.